CCGCGGACACAGCCAUGGACCUCUUCUUCAUUGUGUCGGUCGUCAUCAAGGUGCUCAAGCUGGCGCUGAACAUCGUGGCGCUGAUCCUGUACCGCUCGGGCAACAAUGGCGACUUCCUGGGCGUGGGCGGCAGCUGGAACAUCAACGACGAGAAGGACCCUGACGCCGAAAUGGUCGCCUCUGGGGUGAUGGUGGGCUUCUUCAUCUACACAUUCUCCGCGCUCGUCGCCAGCUGCCUCGGCCAGAGAAGGACGCUCACGGACGCGCUGCUCAACUUCGCGGGCACGUUCCUGUGGGUGGCGGUGGGCGCGACGGCGCUGCACUACUGGGUGCGCUACCAGAGCGAGUACCAGUACCAGUUCCUGGAGGUCAGCGCCGAGAAGAAGGUGGGGAUCGCCCUGGGCGCGCUCUGCGUCUUCAACGGCGUCGGCUACCUGCUCGACACCGGCGUCGAGUCCUACGUCUACUUCAAGGAGAUGUAGCUGCUCCAGAGAGUCUAACCAAAGCCUCCCAGGCAGUCCACUGUGCACAAAUAGGGAAUAAGUGUGUCAACGCGACUACUUACUGACUGCUAACAAGCAUACUGUGUCAGACAAAUGCAGGCAACACUGUUGCUCUUUCUCUAACACGUGUGUGUGUGUGUGUGUGUGUGUGUGUGUGUGUGUGUGUGUGUGUGUGUCCAGACAUUUCAUUUCAUUAGCAAUAGAUUAGGAACAUAUUAAAUGCAACAAAUUCCAGUGGUUGGAGAGUUUGUACAGUUCAACAUACAAUUCAUUAGUGUAGUAUGUGUUAGAAAACACGUAGCUCAUAAACACACAGUGAAACUGGUAGAGUAACAAGCGCUGUGACAUGUGAGAAACAAUA
Schistocerca americana (American grasshopper) is the source of this 864-nucleotide messenger RNA. Its product is annotated as protein snakeskin-like. The coding region runs from base 15 to 482 and encodes 155 amino acids. Gene Ontology annotation, biological process: septate junction assembly. The transcript is spliced from 3 exons. Lineage: Eukaryota; Metazoa; Arthropoda; Insecta; Orthoptera; Acrididae. The record is from RefSeq and is a predicted model, not a curated record.